Aspergillus ibericus CBS 121593 is the source of this 1222-nucleotide messenger RNA. RefSeq names its product proliferating cell nuclear antigen. Bases 216 to 992 code for a protein of 258 amino acids. Gene Ontology annotation, biological process: regulation of DNA replication; leading strand elongation; mismatch repair. Lineage: Eukaryota; Fungi; Ascomycota; Eurotiomycetes; Eurotiales; Aspergillaceae. Gene Ontology annotation, cellular component: PCNA complex. Gene Ontology annotation, molecular function: DNA polymerase processivity factor activity; DNA binding. The transcript has 5 exons. The record is from RefSeq and is a predicted model, not a curated record.
CGAACGCGAAUUCGCUGCACUGCGAGUCCCUCAAUAAAUUCACUCAACUGCGGACACGCGACUAUCCUUCCAAUUCCUCCGUUAGCUUCUACCAUUCCCAACCUUCACGACCCCAGAUUUACCUCUAAUCACCAGCUCUUGCUCCAGAUUCUGGUCUCGUCCACCUCUUCCUCCUCCAUCCAUAGCUUCUCACCGCAUCUACACAUCACAUCAAAAUGUUGGAAGCUCGCCUAGAACAAGCCAGCCUUCUCAAGCGCGUCGUCGACGCCAUCAAAGACCUGGUCCAGGAUUGCAACUUCGACUGCAAUGACUCUGGUAUCUCACUUCAGGCCAUGGACAACUCCCAUGUUGCCCUCGUGUCCAUGAUGCUCAAGGCUGAGGGAUUCUCCCCUUACCGUUGCGACCGUAACAUUGCCCUCGGUAUCAACCUGGUCUCCCUGACCAAGGUCCUGCGUGCUGCUCAGAACGAAGACAUCCUCACUCUCAAGGCGGAGGACUCCCCCGAUGCCGUCAACUUGAUGUUCGAGAGUGCCGAGACAGACAGACUCAGUGAAUACGAUAUCAAAUUGAUGGAUAUUGACCAGGAGCACUUGGCCAUCCCAGAGACAGAGUACGCUGCUACGGUAGAGAUGCCGUCGGCAGAGUUCCAGCGCAUUUGCAGAGAUCUGAACGCUCUCUCCGAGUCGGUUGUGAUCGAGGCCACAAAGGAGGGCGUCAAGUUCUCCUGCCAGGGUGACAUUGGCAGUGGCUCCGUCACUGUCCGUCAACACACCAACGUCGAUAAGCCCGAACAGAACGUCUCCAUUGCCCUCAGCGAACCCGUCGCCCUCACCUUCUCCCUGAAAUACCUCGUCAAUUUCUGCAAGGCCACCAACCUGUCGAGCAAGGUCACUCUCUGCUUGUCGCAGGAGGUGCCCCUGCUCGUUGAGUAUGGCCUUGGUAGCGGUCAUCUGAGAUUCUACCUGGCCCCCAAGAUCGGCGAUGAGGAGUAAACGAACAUAAGAGCAAGAUCAUAAUGACGGGUGGAGCAACACGGAGGCAACGAUUUCUUUUUCUUUUCAUUUCAAAUCUUCUGAAAAUAUCCGAAUGUUCUCGGGCAGUGUUCAGUGUUCUUCUAUAAUAUCCAGCUAGAUGCUAAGCGACCAACGUGUUCAAAUUCCUUUGGUUACAAUAGAUCUACAUGACGUAUGAAGCAGAAGAUAUUGGGGAUGGAGCUGCAAUU